AUGCCCAUCAAGCAACUCGACACGCCAUACCCUGUGAUUGACGCGGAUCCGCACUUUUCGCGCGUGGUUCGCAGCUUCCGCACCUCAGACUAUGCUGCGAUGGCGGGAGCGACGGCUGCGUUUCCGUCGGCCAUCUACAUGAUGGAGAUGUUUGAUCCAACACGACCCAAACGCGGGCUGGGCAGCGCGCUGCGUCUAUCGACGUUUUUGGGACUGUGCGGUGGAUUCCUGUUUGCAUACCAGAGGAGCUCGUUCCGAUUCUGGGGUUGGAGGGAAAACGAAAUCGAGCAGCAAGCGCACCAGGCCGCUAUCGACGCAGGCGUCAAGCCUCCCGGCACGGAUCCUAGCAAGAGCGACUUGACGCCAUAUCUGCAGGGUGUCGCGCACAGGAACAGCGCCUUUUCGCAGUUGAAAUUCAGCACACUUCCUUGGUUCAAUCUGGUCGACCACCCAUACCACGGCAACAACUCGCAGGAGUCGUCCUAG
Messenger RNA from Mycosarcoma maydis (corn smut), 486 nucleotides. RefSeq lists its product as uncharacterized. NCBI's taxonomy places the organism in Eukaryota, Fungi, Basidiomycota, Ustilaginomycetes, Ustilaginales. The transcript is spliced from 3 exons. Bases 1 to 486 code for a protein of 161 amino acids. The record is from RefSeq and is a predicted model, not a curated record.